Messenger RNA from Onychostoma macrolepis, 1885 nucleotides. It is a transcript of the gene havcr1, whose product is annotated as hepatitis A virus cellular receptor 1. Bases 120 to 1088 code for a protein of 322 amino acids. Gene Ontology annotation, molecular function: metalloendopeptidase activity. The record is from RefSeq and is a predicted model, not a curated record. Lineage: Eukaryota; Metazoa; Chordata; Actinopteri; Cypriniformes; Cyprinidae. The transcript is spliced from 9 exons.
UUAAGAAAAACUGAGAAGGUGUCAUGUGCAUGUUAACUUCCGCAUAAAGGGUUAUCAUGUAGGAAGAGAAAUGAGGUUGUCUUGAGCAUUACUUGCAGAGAGGGAGAAACCUUUUCAUCAUGACUGAUCUUCACAGCUGGUUCUUUGCAUCCUGGGUUCUCUGUUACCUCACAAUUUCAAAAUGCAGCGACGUCAUUGUACAGAGUUUCGAGGGUGAGAGUGUCAUUUUGCCAUGCAAAUAUGACAGCAAAUAUCAUGGAAAAUGUCAUAUAUGCUGGAUGAUAGGAGACAUUCCCAAUAUGGGUUGUGGUAAUGAAAUUAUUGGAAGUGAUGGAGAUAAAGUGGUGAGGAAAAUAUCAUCCAGAUACCAGCUGGCGGGAGAAAUACCACAUGGAGACGUGUCUCUGACCAUCCUAAACAUUGAAAAAACAGACUCUGGAAAAUAUGGAUGCCGCAUACAUGUGCCUGGACUGUUUAAUGAUGAGUUGUAUUACGUCCACUUGAUUGUUAAUGAAGCACUUAUUCCAACAACAUGGGAAACUACAUCCCUGUCGAGCACCACAUCUGAGCAUGAAACUACGGGAGUUUUCAGCACUGCCAUGACAGAGGCACCUGGUCCAACCACACCAGAGCCUUUGGUAACCACUAUUUCUGGGCUUAUAUCCUCUGAAUCAAAGACCACUGAAACUUCAGGAGUAGAAACGAACACAACACAAGAGAGUUCUUCAUUCGCGUUUUCAACAAAUCCUCCAGAGAGCAGCACUUUUGGACUGCGGCCCUCCGACACAACAUAUGAAACCUCAUUUGAUCAUCAUGAAUCAUCCUCCAUGGAAAAAAAAGAUAGUGUAAAUACAUCUGCGGUGAUUGUGCCUGUCAUCCUGUCACUGCUGGUGUUGAUAGUCAUUGUUGUCAUUCUGAUAUUGAAGCAAAAGAAGAAAACCAGAGCUACGGUAGACAUAACCCAGAACUCGGAGAACUCUGUCAUCUACAGUAACUCUGGCAGCAGCGUGGGCCUGUACAACAGAGAGAUGGCUGUGGAAAACAUCUAUCAAAUACAACCUGAAAAUGAAUAUGAACAGUGGAAUUAAUUCACAUGUACUAUUUACCUUUAAGUUGAUCAGUGUGGACUUCUUGUCUUCUGUUGUAUUUACACUGUGUUUAUAACAAUGUGACAGCUAUUGCUGAUCAGAGAAAUUAUUGCUCUGGACUAACCUUACUCUGAUGUCUAGCGGCUAACAUACUGCAACACUAUAUUAUUAUUAAAACUAAGUUAACUAAUCUAAGUUUGAAUGCUUUACUUUAUCUUAACCUUUCACUGCGUUUCACAGUUUACACCAAUUCAGGGCUGCGGAAGUGCUGACAUGGGUUCAGAGAAGUGAUAAAACCGAAUACAAUAGAAGCUAAAUGGUACAAUUCAAUAGGUUGAACAGUGUUGAUAUCACAUUUUCCAUUGAUAAUGACAGAUAAAAAUGUUCUUGGUAAAAAAAUAAAAAUCAUAUUUGUGAUUCAUAUUUGCCGACCAUCUUUACGCUGGUUCACAACCUCUUAUUACACUCAUAGUUCACACCCAGAAAACUUCCUUCCACCAUCACAGACCAAAAACAUUUGAUUAACUACCAUGCAAUUUUUCAGAAGUAUGUUCUGCAAUGUGAAUACAUAACAGAGGAAACGAUUUGUGCAAAUCAGUAAACUCAAUACAUUUUAACAGAUCUGAGCAUACAUACUGUUUAAAAAUUUGGGGUUAGUCAGAUUUUGUAACGUUUUUUGAAAGAAAUCUCUUAUGCUCACAAGACUGCAUUUAUUUGAUCAAAAAUGCAGUAAUAUUGUUAAAUAUUAUUCCGAUUUAAAAUAAUAAUAAAAUGUCAUUUAUUUUCAGCAGCCAUUA